This is a messenger RNA of Trichoplax adhaerens, 2739 nucleotides long. RefSeq lists its product as uncharacterized. The record is from RefSeq and is a predicted model, not a curated record. The coding region runs from base 1 to 2739 and encodes 912 amino acids. Lineage: Eukaryota; Metazoa; Placozoa; Uniplacotomia; Trichoplacea; Trichoplacidae. Gene Ontology annotation, molecular function: histone acetyltransferase binding. The transcript has 8 exons. Gene Ontology annotation, cellular component: NSL complex.
AUGGUGAUGCCAGCCACUUCUGUUGGCGAGAAAAUGCCCAUGGACGGGCAUGACGGCGAUGCAAGUGACAGUCACGAUGGCGGUCGCCAUGACCAAGGAUUUCUGUGUGAUGGCGAGAAGAACAACAUGGCUACCACAGCAGCAGCAGCAGCUGCAGUAGUCGACAAGGAUGAUGCCAAGUGGAUGGAUUCCCAUGCCCAUUUACAAUGGAUUCAACAUCAUCAACAGGCAUUACGCCAACGUCAAGAGAAAUUAGACGAUCGAAGAGUGCAAUUAGUCCAACGUUGUCGACAAAUUCAAUCCACUCAAAUGAUGCAACAUGCCCAAGAUGAAUUGGCUCAAGUCAUGCAACAACAUGGCUAUCAAGCGCGUCUUAUUUUAACAGCCAUGAUGAAUCAUCAUCAUGAGAAAGAAACAUGGAAUCAAUUCCUCCAUCGUCAUCAUACCACGCUACAACAGUUUAUUGGUCAAUUUAAGCGUCAACGCAUACCAACAUGGCCUCCACAAUUCAAUCAACUGGAUGUAAAACCACCAUCGCAUCAAGCUCAACUUAAUUUACAACACAAUCAUGUCCACCAUUGGCUUGGCCAACUGGAUGAUCAAUUGACGAUGAUGGAGAAAGAGCAAUGGUCUGAUGUCACCGAGAGUAGUUCUGGUGGUGAAAGUUGUGAUGAAUUAGAUGCAGCCGAUACAGCUAUAGUAGCCCAACGGACUAGUUUUCCAACCGAUGUUAAGCAAUGGUAUUUUCAUCGAGGAUCGAUUGCAUCGCGUUGGACAUGGAUUGAAUUUCAAAAAUUAAGACUAGAAGAACGUCUCCAACAUUAUACACAAAUGUUAGAAAAACUAGAAGACAGGCAUCCAGUGGAAGCCCACUGUCCAAUAGAAGAAUCUUGUGCUCGAGUUCGGCCUAUCCGUCUGCAUCAAAAACCCAAAGUCAUUCGAUUGAAUACUGUACAAGAAAAUUGUAAUAAAUGUACUGCGUUAGCCUCAUGUUUUCAAUGCCAUCAAAAUGGUUUAGCCCAAAGAAAUGGCGACAUCGAUGUCACAACACCGUUAAAGCAACGAUUGGAACAACUUGAUCCAGCCUAUCAUCCAUCACUUUCCUAUUCUACUGAUAUACCAUUACCCUUCUACUUUGAAAGUUUACUCCGAAAACAAAUUCUUGAAAAAAGAAAUGAUGAUCCAGUAGAAUCGAGCAAGAGAUUAUCCAAGUCAGAUACCAAAGUUCCAGCGAUAAAGAAAGUUCGGAAAAAGCCAACAUUAUCCAAGAGCGCUAGUUCCGCGAUGAUGAAAUCAUAUAUAGAAAGCCAAUCGAAUUCAGCAACACCCAAAAAUCGUAAAAGUGACAAUAACACGACAAAAUUAUCACAAAGUGAUUGCAAGAAACGUAAAUCGAGCCAAGAACAAAUUCCUACCGUUACUUCAAAUUUAAAUAGAAAUAAAAGUACACCUAGUCAACGACAUCCUAUUGAAACACCGACUAGAUUAUCUGCUUCAUUACCAGCUUCAGUCUUACGAAAUAAUAUUACAAGUGUUCAAUCGGUAUCGUCGAAAAGAAAGAGAGGCAGUUCUACUGCUUUCGAUAUCAAUAAUAUUGUUAUACCUUAUUCAAUUGCAUCGGCAACGCGUGUUGAAAAGCCUCAAUAUAAAGAGAUUUUAACACCGAGUUGGAGAUUAAUUAAAAAACCCAAAUUUGAUGGUGAUCAGCCAACGUUAACAUCGAACAACGAUGAUGAUAAUGAUGAUAACGCUAUGGAGAAUAAUACAAGUAAUACGAGUAAUGUCAAUGGAACCAAUUCGUGUCAUAAUACAGCCAACAAUAUUGAACAUCAUGUCAAUGCAGUAUCACCUACGCAUCAUAGUAACGAGGAAUUGAAGGGAAAUAGUCGUUUUGAUGGUAGUCAUUCAAGCCAUUCUGUAUCGGUGUCAUUAGGUGAAAGUAAGAAAAAGAAUAAAAAUAACACCAAUUGUACCAAUACUACUACUACAACUGUAGAUAGCGUACAGUUGAAGGUAGAUGAGAGUAAAAUGGACCCAUCUGUACCUCAUGUACAGCCAACAAGUAAUGUCAAUAAUGGUACAAGCGAUAACGUCAAGCAAAAUAAUAAUACUACUACUACUACCGCCUCCACUACCACCACCACCAAUCCUGUUGACAACAUGAAUGAGUGUGAAGAUUUGUCGGAUACUAUUUUUAUCAAGCGACACGCAAAGUAUGAACUUGAAGAAAGAAUGAAAUUUUAUACCUCCUAUAUCAAGAAAAAGAGUAGAACACAUAGCCAAAAUGGUAGCUCGACAGAAAUCACUCCAUCAACGCCUAUUCAUAAUAUUAGCAAUAUUUUUAUUGACCAUGAUGCAUCAUUAAAAAAUUUUGUCAUGGAUGAAAGUAAAGCAAUCUCCAGUCGUAGAUCAAGUCGUAGUAAUAGCUCGACAUCAGUGUCGACACCGACUGGAAGGACUGAUAUGUGGGAUACACCAUCCGCAUUAACAUCACCAUGGAUAAAGAGGCAAUUUCCGCUAUGCAAAGGAGAAGAAUUACAAGCAUUACUGGAGCCUGAGCCGAUAACAUGGGCAGAAGAUGAUAGCGCUAAAAGUGGAUAUGUUGAACAUGAUGAUGCUAUCAAUGUGCAAGAUAACGGUAACACCAAUUGGUCGAUUGCUUGGAGCAAUAAAAAUGAAAAAGUUAAAAGCCAGGACGAAAGUAAGCAUCCGUUAGUGUUAAAGUUAACCAAAAGAUAG